Homarus americanus (American lobster) is the source of this 987-nucleotide messenger RNA. Its product is annotated as NADH-ubiquinone oxidoreductase chain 1-like. Gene Ontology annotation, biological process: aerobic respiration. Gene Ontology annotation, molecular function: NADH dehydrogenase activity. Lineage: Eukaryota; Metazoa; Arthropoda; Malacostraca; Decapoda; Nephropidae. The record is from RefSeq and is a predicted model, not a curated record. The transcript has a single exon. Gene Ontology annotation, cellular component: membrane.
AGUAAUAAAAUUUAUUCAAACAUGUUUGAAUAAAACUGUUUGUGAUGGCUUUAGUUAUAUUUGUGAGUUAUUUAAUUUUAAUUAUUUGUGUUCUUGUGGGUGUUGCAUUUGUUACUUUGUUAGAACGUAAAAUUUUAGGGUAUAUUCAAAUUCGUAAAGGACCAAAUAAAGUUGGCUUUAUUGGACUGCUACAACCCUUUGCGGAUGCUGUGAAGUUAUUUACUAAAGAGCAAACGGUACCUGUAAAAUCUAAUUUUCUUCCAUACUAUGCUUCACCUGUUUUUAGUUUGUUUACUGCAUUGAUUGUAUGGUUAGUAAUUCCUUAUGAAAUUGGAAUAAUAAAUUUAAAUAUAGGAGUACUUUUUUUCUUGUGUUGUUUAAGAUUAGGUGUUUAUUCAACUAUAAGAGCUGGUUGGGCUUCUAAUUGUAAAUAUUCUUUGUUAGGUAGGCUCCGGGCUGUUGCUCAGACUAUUUCUUAUGAAGUUAGUCUUGCUUUAAUUUUGCUUUCUUUUAUUUUUUUAGUGGGAGGUUUUAGUUUAGAACUUUUUAAUUUAUACCAAGAAAGUGUGUGAUUUUUGUGGGUCACAUUUCCGUUAGCUUUAAUUUGGUUUGCUUCUUGUUUAGCUGAGACAAACCGAACUCCUUUUGAUUUUGCGGAAGGCGAAUCUGAGCUAGUGUCUGGGUUUAACACCGAGUACAGAAGAGGUGGUUUUGCUUUAAUUUUCAUAGCUGAGUACGCUAGAAUUUUGUUUAUAAGAGCGCUGUUCGCAUUAUUAUUUUUAGGUGGUGGUCCUUCUAGUCCCCUUUUUUAUGCAAAGCUGGUAGGAGUAAGAUUCGCAUUUAUUUGAGUUCGAGGAACUCUUCCUCGUCUUCGUUACGAUAAGUUAAUAGGAUUAGCUUGAAAAAGAUUUUUACCAGUUUCUCUUAAUUAUUUAAUUUUUUUCAUGGGGAUAAAAAUACUAUGUUAUUGUUCUAUAAUUUAGUUUA